GCUGAUUGGCUGUGUUGUUGCUCCGGAAGUGAGUUCGUGUUGUUUGUGUGUCGCCGUGUAAGUUAGCUUGAGUGGAGAUCGACGGAAUAAACAUGCGCUAAUCAUUAUAUUCCCUUAUAUAAGACACCCGAAAGGCGUUUUAAUAUGGAGGCGGAGGGUGUCGCGCGUGUCCGAGAUGAAGCUGUUCCUCCUCAGAACCAGGAUCUGAGUUUUCUGCUGCCUUCUGUUACAGCUCUCCUGUCAGACUAUAGCUGGUAUGUGGUGUUCGUGUGUGUGGGAGUGUAUCUGCUCAUCCAGCAUCUCCGCAAGAACAGAUCCACAGACAGUCAGAGCUCGUCUGUCUCAGCGGCCAGCCAAGACCCUGAAUCUGUGGUGAGGUCCCAGGCGGCUCUGGAGGCGUCCCGCCGGAGAAUGCAGGAGGAGCAGGAUGCCCGAGCGGCAGAGUUCAGAGAGAGGCAGCAGAGGCUCGAGGAGGAGAAGAGAAGACAGAAAAUCGAGAUCUGGGAAAGCAUGAAGGAGGGAAAGAGUUACAAGGGAAUUGCCAAAGUUGCACAAAACGCAGAAGAUGCCACUUCCUUCAGCUCGCUGAGACCGAAGACAGACAAAAAGCCCCUUCGCAACAGUGGAUACAGUCCUCUGUCUGGAGACGGAGGAGGAACGUGCUCCUGGAGACCCGGCAGGCGAGGGCCGUCCGCCGGUGGAUGAGGUUAAAGGACGGUCAGACUGACCUCUGACCCUCCGUAGGAACACAGAAAUAUUAUCUGAAGGAAGCUGUCAGCACUCAUCACAGGACAAUAGAAUUAUGGUUAUAUCAUAUAAGGGUCUUCAUGCACACUAUUAUUAUUUUUUGCAUUGACACACUCAUGUCAUUGCAAUCCUGUAUGCUGUUAUUUUUUUGAAUGCAGUAGUACUAUUAUAUGAAUUAGAAGACUUCUGAAUAUCGUAUAGUGCCCAGGUUGAUUGGAUAGUUUUCUAGUUCUUUUAUUAAUUUUUUGGUGCAUUUGCAGUCAGAAUGACAUGAGGGUUAGUCAAGAAUAACAAAAU
Carassius carassius (crucian carp) is the source of this 1044-nucleotide messenger RNA. It is a transcript of the gene selenos, whose product is annotated as selenoprotein S. Gene Ontology annotation, biological process: endoplasmic reticulum unfolded protein response; retrograde protein transport, ER to cytosol. The record is from RefSeq and is a predicted model, not a curated record. The transcript is spliced from 6 exons. Gene Ontology annotation, cellular component: endoplasmic reticulum membrane; Derlin-1 retrotranslocation complex; Derlin-1-VIMP complex. Lineage: Eukaryota; Metazoa; Chordata; Actinopteri; Cypriniformes; Cyprinidae. The coding region runs from base 145 to 705 and encodes 186 amino acids.